Messenger RNA from Zea mays, 504 nucleotides. Its product is annotated as rubredoxin. Gene Ontology annotation, molecular function: electron transfer activity; iron ion binding. Gene Ontology annotation, cellular component: chloroplast. The record is from RefSeq and is a predicted model, not a curated record. NCBI's taxonomy places the organism in Eukaryota, Viridiplantae, Streptophyta, Magnoliopsida, Poales, Poaceae. Gene Ontology annotation, biological process: alkane catabolic process. The transcript has 2 exons. Bases 1 to 417 code for a protein of 138 amino acids.
AUGGCCUGGCCUCCAUCUGUGUUCCUGAUGCCCGUGGCCAUCACCAACCGCCUGGACGAGGACGGCGGGCCAAAGCUGGACCCGAGGAGGUUCGAGGAGAAGUUCGCGGUGCUGAAAUCGGGGGUCCACGAGUGCCGGUCCUGCGGGUACCGCUACGACCAGGCGGCGGGGGACCCGUCGUACCCGGUGCCGCCGGGCCUCCCCUUCGCACAGCUGCCUGACGACUGGCGGUGCCCCACCUGCGGCGCCGCGCAGUCCUUCUUCGAGAGCAAGAGCGUGGAGAUCGUCGGGUUCGCGCAGAACCAGCAGUUCGGGCUGGGCGGCAACUCCCUCACCUCCGGCCAGAAGGGCCUGCUCAUCUACGGCAGCCUCCUCAUCGGCUUCCUCUUCUUCAUCUCCGGCUACUUCCUGCAAUGAUGACGCCAACAAGGACUCUUUCUGAUCUGAUCUGCUUUCAGUUUGUGUGAAUAGAAUACUUCGUCCGUGCAUGUACUCCUCCCCACU